Messenger RNA from Macrosiphum euphorbiae (potato aphid), 408 nucleotides. NCBI's taxonomy places the organism in Eukaryota, Metazoa, Arthropoda, Insecta, Hemiptera, Aphididae. The record is from the annotation of a GenBank genome assembly.
AUGAGUACUAGAUUUAAGGAUGUCAACGACCUGAUUAUACCAGAAUGGGUAUUGAAUCCAUUUUUAGCAGAUAUACAAAAUGUCCAACCAUUAAUUCAAGAAGAACUACUGGAAGUGAAGCACAAUGAAGAAGCUAAAAUCGAUUUUAAACAUAAUGGAUACGAGUUGUUUUGGCUCAAACAAAAAAUGAUGUUCCCUCAACUUUGGAAAGAAGUGGAAUUACUAAUUAUGGCUUUUCCGUCGACAUACCUGGUCGAAAAAGGCUUAAGUGAGGUUCAACAACUUUUGACCAAAUCAAGAAAUAAAUUAGAAAUAUGUGAAAGAGGAGAUUUAAGACUAAUGCUGACAUCUAUUGAGCCAGAUAUCAUUUCGUUAGCAGGAAAACAUCAACUUCAGGGCAGUCAUUAG